GGUAGGACAGGUGGGAGGUUAUGGUGUACCUGACCAACCCACCCUGAACUGGGCAUACAGAGAGUGGGACAAAGAAGACUUUCUCACCUUUCAUCAUUGUUCACCUUCAGCUGGAAAGAAGAAAAGGCGACAAGCGUAAUUAGGGUGAGCAUGACAUCAUUUGUGCCACAAGCCCUGUCACCCCAGUUCCACAGUAUGGGGCAGGAAUCCCAAGAGUACAGCCUGUACAGCGACAACUUCUAUAGUCCUCCGCCUCUGCCGAGCCCGCAGCAGACUCUGCCGUCCGCCUGUGAGCUGGGGGACUAUGCCAGCCCGGCCACAAACCCUUACCUGUGGUUCGGCAGCCCCGGCCUUAACCCUGCACCAUAUUUUGGUGGAGCUCACCAACCCUACGGAAUGCAGAGGCCCUACCUUGGUGCAGGAGGAAUGGGGGGAGCAGAAGGGGGCUUCAGCUGGUUCCCCUUGCCCACUCAAGAGGACCUAAUGAAACUCGUCAGGCCCCCGUAUUCUUAUUCUGCUCUAAUUGCCAUGGCAAUAAAUGGGGCCCCAAAUCGCAGGCUCACUCUCAGCCAGAUCUACCAGUAUGUGGCAGAGAACUUCCCAUUCUACAACAAGAGCAAGGCUGGCUGGCAGAACUCCAUUCGGCACAACCUCUCACUCAAUGACUGCUUUAUGAAGGUGCCAAGAGAUGAUGAUGAUCCAGGAAAAGGUAACUACUGGACUCUUGAUCCGAACUGUGAGAAGAUGUUUGACAACGGCAACUUUCGUCGCAAGAGGAAGAGAAAGUCUGACGCCCUGCCUGAAGAUGGGGGAACAGACUCUACUGCAUCCAGCCCAAAAGACCAGAGCAAUGCCACCAGCAACAACUCAGAAAGAGGACCUUCUCCAGUCUCCGGGGGCUCAGCCCCAUGCCUUAAUGGCUUCAUGUCCCAGAUGAACGAGGUGGUCUCCGGUUCAAAUAACGUGCAAGAGGAUGCUCUGCUCCCCUCAAUACCACUGGGUUUGCCACUGGACAGCCAAAGGGCUUCUCCAACUGGGGUCUUUGGUCCAUACUCUCCAACUGCUAGAGUUCCACAGUGGGAUGCCCAGGUACCUCCCCCAUCUCAGCCCAACCUCUCCACAUCACCAUCUCACUACACAGCCAGUUACAGUGACUCUAUCCUCAGCCAGUUCAGCAGCCAUCUCUACCCAAGCUUGGACUCUACUGGCAUGGUGUAUCCGCGGGAAGGCACUGAGGUGUAGAGCACAAGAGAACGAUACUGAAGUGAGUUUCCCACCAGGCACUUGACACAGCGGUUGGCUAAAAGAGCCACCACAAUUUCCAGUGUUGCCUGAGUCAGCAGGUCACAGCAGACACUGAGCACUCUCCACUGUGUGAAAACACACACGCUCCGAUCUCAGCCUGAGACGCUGAUAUCAUCGCAUUUCAGGUCGCAGCUAAGCAUUUCAGACGUGCUGACGUUUUUUGUAACUUGCUUUCUGAAAACAGACUUUUGUUGUAGUAUAUUAAUUGCACUGGCCUUUAUUAUGAGUAAAAUGUAUUUGUGUGUUUUUUAUAUUUUGUGACAUGUGUGUAUGUGGGUUGAUGUAUUGUUGUGGAAAUAAACCAAAAUGAAAAUGA
Molecule: messenger RNA, 1621 nt
Organism: Colossoma macropomum (tambaqui)
Lineage: Eukaryota; Metazoa; Chordata; Actinopteri; Characiformes; Serrasalmidae
Gene: foxi3a
Product: forkhead box I3a
Exons: 2
Coding region: 151-1242 (363 amino acids)
Biological process (GO): anatomical structure morphogenesis; regulation of transcription by RNA polymerase II; cell differentiation
Molecular function (GO): RNA polymerase II cis-regulatory region sequence-specific DNA binding; DNA-binding transcription factor activity, RNA polymerase II-specific
Source: RefSeq, a predicted model, not a curated record